Molecule: messenger RNA, 1649 nt
Organism: Sinocyclocheilus rhinocerous
Lineage: Eukaryota; Metazoa; Chordata; Actinopteri; Cypriniformes; Cyprinidae
Product: E3 ubiquitin-protein ligase arih1l
Exons: 13
Coding region: 135-1649 (504 amino acids)
Biological process (GO): protein ubiquitination
Molecular function (GO): ubiquitin-protein transferase activity; zinc ion binding
Source: RefSeq, a predicted model, not a curated record
UAGCAGUGAUGCGGCGGGUCUGUAAUGAGGAUCCGCUCAGUCAGUAAAGCGCAGGUCAAACAGCAGCAACACACUCACACACACUUAAACACACACACACACACUUCAUCACAUUCACCCUACAACACUGAGACAUGGACUCGGACGAGGGCUAUAACUAUGAGUUUGAUGAUGAAGAGGAGGAGGAGGAAGAGGAGGAGGAGUGCAGCGAGGACAGCGGGGAAGAGGAGGCCGAGGAUGAGGACCUGGGCGAGGUGGAGCUGCUGGACCCCGCCGUGGCCGGAGGAGAGCCCGACGACUGCGUUGACACUGGCGGCGGCGGCCUGGGGCCCGGCCAUGAUGAUGAGGACUACCGCUUCGAGGUGCUGACCACCGAGCAGAUCCUCCAGCACAUGGUGGAGUGCAUCAGGGAGGUCAACGAGGUCAUACAGAACCCAGCUACGAUAACUAGAAUACUCCUCAGUCACUUCAACUGGGACAAAGAGAAGCUCAUGGAGAGGUACUUUGAUGGAAAUCUGGACAAGUUGUUUUCAGAGUGCCACGUCAUAAACCCCAGUAAAAAGCCCAAACCGCGACCAAUGAGCACACGCUCCUCCAGUCAGGAUAUGCCCUGCCAGAUCUGCUAUCUCAACUUUCCGAACUCGUAUUUCACAGGUCUUGAAUGUGGACACAAGUUCUGCACGCAGUGCUGGGGCGACUACUUAACCUCCAAAAUCAUUGAGGAAGGCAUGGGACAGACCAUCUCAUGUCCUGCUCACAACUGUGAUAUUUUGGUUGACGAUAACACUGUAAUGCGACUGAUCACAGAUUCUAAAGUGAAGUUGAAGUAUCAGCAUUUAAUCACAAAUAGUUUUGUAGAGUGUAACAGACUGUUGAGAUGGUGUCCAGCUCCUGACUGCCACCAUGUGAUCAAAGUUCAGUAUCCUGAUGCCAAACCAGUUCGCUGUAAAUGCGGGAGACAGUUCUGUUUCAAUUGUGGAGAGAACUGGCAUGACCCUGUUAAAUGCAAGUGGUUGAGGAAGUGGAUAAAGAAGUGUGAUGAUGACAGUGAAACAUCCAACUGGAUUGCAGCAAAUACCAAGGAAUGUCCCAAGUGUCAUGUGACCAUUGAAAAAGAUGGUGGCUGUAAUCACAUGGUGUGUCGAAACCAGAGUUGUAAAGCAGAGUUCUGCUGGGUUUGUCUCGGCCCUUGGGAACCUCACGGCUCUGCUUGGUACAACUGCAAUCGCUACAAUGAAGAUGAUGCCAAGGCAGCCAGAGAUGCUCAAGAGAGUUCCCGUGCAGCCCUGCAGCGCUACCUCUUCUACUGCAACCGCUACAUGAACCACAUGCAGAGUCUGCGCUUCGAGCACAAGUUGUAUGCGCAGGUGAAGCAGAAGAUGGAGGAGAUGCAGCAGCACAACAUGUCGUGGAUCGAGGUGCAGUUCCUGAAGAAGGCCGUGGAUGUGCUGUGCCAGUGUCGCUCCACGCUAAUGUUCACCUACGUCUUCGCCUUCUACCUCAAAAAGAACAACCAGUCCAUCAUCUUCGAGAACAAUCAGGCUGAUUUGGAGAACGCUACAGAGGUGCUCUCGGGUUAUCUAGAGCGAGAUAUCUCCCAGGAUUCUUUGCAAGAUAUCAAACAGAAAGUUCAGGAUAAGUAUAGGUGA